UGCAAUUCAUUUUCCGGAUGUGGAAAAAAAUUACAUUCAAUUAAUUUGAUUUUAUUGGAAAAAUGAAUUUAUGUGGCUUAACACUUUUUUCUGGGCAACCGAAGCUUUUUCAUUAGAUCACUUGUCAAAUCGGUUUUCAGUCGAUACCAAUCGAAACCCUUUUUCAUACAGGCCAAAACAGCAGAUUCCCCAGAAAUCGUACAGCAAACGAUAAACAGCAAAUAUGAACAUCAUUUAUGCGACUACAACCCUUCUAGCUGUUAUCCACUUGACCAUUACAAUGGACGGUCCCUUUCCGAAUACGGAAAACAUCCAAUGGUACUGGGCUGACCAGUCUAUCGGAUUGUUCGGCGACCAAGCGUGGCUUUUUCACACAGAAGUGGGACCAGUUCUAACAAAAAUCGGCUGCAGCCCUUCGGAAAACUAUAUCCGGAAAUUCAAAUGGAACCCCCGUUUGCAUCUUCAGCUGAUUCGGGUGGAGUGUGCGGGGGAGCAGCACUGGCUUCUGAUGACUGACAAGUACCCGAAGGAUGUCGCUUUGUACCCUGGAGAUGGGGUCAAGUUUGAAGACGACGUGCUCGUUCGUCUCGGCAGCCACUCGAUCUAAUAGUUCUGUUUUCUAUUUGAACUAAUUAUCUACUGAUGAUUAAUCUCGUCUCUCGCCUAUGCUAUAAUUGAUUUUUACUGUUAUC
Messenger RNA from Symsagittifera roscoffensis, 692 nucleotides. RefSeq lists its product as uncharacterized. Lineage: Eukaryota; Metazoa; Xenacoelomorpha; Acoela; Convolutidae. The record is from RefSeq and is a predicted model, not a curated record. The coding region runs from base 224 to 607 and encodes 127 amino acids. The transcript is spliced from 4 exons.